Salvelinus sp. IW2-2015 is the source of this 5326-nucleotide messenger RNA. RefSeq names its product collagen alpha-1(XXIII) chain-like. The record is from RefSeq and is a predicted model, not a curated record. NCBI's taxonomy places the organism in Eukaryota, Metazoa, Chordata, Actinopteri, Salmoniformes, Salmonidae.
UCUCAACUAGCUGAACAUGCUACUUUUUUWAAAGAAGAAAUGUGACUGUUGCCUAAUUGCCCAUCUCAUCUAUCCACUCUAGCAGAGGAACGAAACGACCUGGGAUCGAGGACGCAACUUAUCUGGUCUGCAUCCAGAUUGCUCCCAUCUGGGUCUGCCAUAUGCAAGCCACGCGAAACACGCAUAACAUUUCAGGCUGUUGUUCCAAGGCUAAUUUCGGACACCGCUUUGAACCCGGUGCAGUGUUAGGGUGAGUUGAAUGUGCAGCACCAGUACACUACAACUUUGACAGAGUUCAGUUACUAAAUGCGCAUAUUGAUCAAUUCACCAAUACCAUUUGUUUUCUAACUGGGAGUUAAAGUUAUGGAUUCAAAAGUGGAUAACRGGGAGAGCAAGGCAGCGCUCCGUCCAUGCGUGCCCAGGUCCCUUCUCAUGCGCUGUCUGGUGGGGUUCCCUACGGUGGUGUGUUUCAUGUUGUCCGUGAGCUCCAUAGCCGUGUGCCUGCUCAUGAGCUUAAAGACUUACCAACUGGAGAACCGACUGCAUGCGCUGGAGAUGGAGAAAAACACAGUGUUCAACCCGCCGGAGAGCGCCUUCAUGCGCGAGGAUGGGACUGUAAUACCGACGCUGAGGAGAUCUAUCGAGACGCUACUGCAAGAGAGACUGAGUGAAGUGAUGCCCAAGCUGCGCAUGGCGAGGGAAAUCCCACAAGAGUGUUCCUGCCCACCAGGUCCUCCUGGAAAGCGUGGAAGGAUGGGCAGAAGAGGUGAUACCGGAGCUCCAGGCAAGACUGGGAGAGAUGGAUACCCGGGCCCGCUUGGCAUGGAUGGCAAACCAGGUCUCCCCGGUCCUAAAGGAAGUCAGGGACCAGCGGGACCCAAGGGAGAUAAGGGUGACCAAGGAGAUAUUGGUCCCAGGGGCCCUCCUCCCCACAACUCAUACGCUGGUCUGCACAGUAAUCAGAUCCUCACCGUCAAGGGUGACCAAGGGUCUCCUGGCCCCAGAGGCCCUCCUGGAAACACCGGGAAAGAACGGGCCCCGUGGCCGGCUGGAGAACAGGGUUUCCCUGGUCGCGAUGGUAUGGAGGGCCAUGCAGGUUCACCUGGAAAGCCAGGUGAAGAUGGUGAAGCAGGAUACGCAGGACCACAGGGACCCCCAGGGUCAAAGGGCCAGGCUGGUGAGAGGGGCAUGGACGGACUCCCUGGGUUUAAGGGAGACAAAGGAGAUAUCGGAGAGCAAGGAGCCCUGGGAGACAUGGGUUACCCUGGUGAGAAAGGGGUUCCAGGCUCUACUGACUUCAAUGGGAAGCUGCUAGAAGCCUUCCAGGCCAUCCAGACCAUCAGUGUCAGGGGCCCACCAGGAUUACCAGGGUCCCCAGGUGGAAAGGGAGAGCUAGGCUUGCCUGGACCAUCUGGACUGGAUGGGGAGAAGGGUCCGAAGGGAGAUAUGGGGGAGACAGGCUCAAUCGGAGAGAAAGGAGAGAAAGGAGAGAUGGGUCUCUCUGGGCCAGGGGGAAUAGACGGACAGAAGGGAGAGAUGGGAGACUCCAGGCUGGAAGAUAACCUGGUUCAGAUGAUUUCUCAGCCGGGCCCUCCCGGCCCCCCAGGACUCCCCGGACCUCCAGGGUACAUGGGUCACCAUGGAAUGCCUGGCCCUAAGGGAGAGCCUGGAGACAGAGCUGAAGGGGAAAAGGGAGACAUUGGACCUGCUGGACUGAGGGGUAUGGACGGUCCUCAGGGUCCCCCUGGUCCCACAGGAUUGGUAGGUCUCCCAGGCACAAAAGGAGAGAAGGGCAAGUCCGGGGAGCCUGGAAUGGAUGGUUUCCCAGGCCUGAUUGGUGAGAAGGGAUCCCGGGGAGACAGAGGAGACAAGGGUGACCGGGGGACGAUGGGGAAGAGAGGUCUGAAGGGCGGGAAGGGGGAGCAGGGUCCUCCUGGACUGGACCAGCCCUGUCCUGUGGGUUCUAAUGGGACUAAAGGACUUUCUGAUGAAGGGGUACAGUCCAACCCUCCUCCUCUUCCUCCUUCUGGCCCUGAGCCCCCCUGUCCUUUGGGGCAAGAUGGACUGCCCAUACCAGGAUGUUGGCACAAGUGAUGACUAACAUCAAGCGUGGCCACUGUACAUAUUGAUAUGGUAUAUAUUGCAACUGAAUACUACAUUGCUUUUUUGUUAUUUUUUGCCUUUUUAUGGAAACGUUUUAUAUAAUAUAUUGAGCUUUUUUUAAAUCAUGGACGUUAUUUUGAGUCAACAGUAUUAACCAGACUGGAUAUAUCGAUCGAUACAGAUAUUUUUUGUACACAUAGACUUUAGAUGUGAAGUAAAAUGUAGUAAAUGGAACACAGCCAUCUUAGAGCAACAACGGGUACGAGAAAUAUAGGAGCAAACAGACUCCUAACCUAACAGACAGACAGACUGAUGGGCGGAUGGACGGACAGACACACAUGUUGCUGGAGGGUUGAUGAAUAGGGAGAGUGAGUAAUGACUGCCUUACUAAUGGAGUCUCGUCUGCCCUGUUGCUGCCUGGCCCUGUUGCUGCCUGACCCUGUUGCUGCCUGACCCUGUUGCUGCCUGACCCUGUUGCUGCCUGGCCCUGUUGCUGCCUGGCCCUGUUGCUGCCUGGGGGUGUGUGCUUGCUCCUCCCUGCUCGAUCCCAUGGAUGGACAGACCUCCUGGUGUUAUAGACAGAGGAGUGUAGGUCAGUGCUCUCUUCUCCUCUCUCUGUUUUUGAAAGGAGGAGACAGAAGCUCAAACGCAAAUGUCUCACUCUCUCUCAGCCCUGAGGGGAGAGCAGGUCUGGAGGACAGAGAAAAGACAUGGGAGAGACAGACAGACAUGAGAGCACAAAGGACAGACAACCUCUAGAGAGUGACGGAACGGUUCUGUGCCAUUCAGUUCCAUUCGGAAUACUGAGAUCCUGUGUUAUGGAAACAUACCAGGAGGGGGCAACACAGAACACUGCAUUUCCACCUUCACUUGAAGAGUGAUCUCACCAAUAAAUUCAUCACACUCACUGUUGGUUCUGGGCUACAGAGGCAAGGAUUUACCUAUGAUGUCACAUAAUAAUAAUAAUAAUAAUAAUAGUAGUGGUAGUAGUAAUACAAUUCUGUGGAUAUGACGAAAGUGUUUUUAUGACAUCUUUUAUUUUGUGUUUCCAUUUAAUAAAAUGCAUGAUCAACACAAGUCACAGCAUUAUAUAGCAUCAUGAAAACCUCUCCCAUACCAGCACACUAGGGCAAUAAUUUACUGAGGUAUGUAGUUUGCGAAGAGAAAUCUUUAAGUCUCUAACAGUCUUUCCAUUUACUUGUGGCUUACUGGCAGUGAUAACAAGUGUGAUGUUUUAUUUUAUUCUAGUUGAGUUACAUUUGCAUUCCUGUGCAUGGACGUGUUUGUAUAAUAUACAGAUGCAUACUGAGUUCAUUGUGUUAAAUUCAAAUUCAGAACUGGAGCAAUUUGCAGUAUUCCCAAAUAUGCACUAUUCCAUCAAUGAAGUUGAACAAAAGGUUUGAAUAUGAAGUCAUUUUGUGAUUAAUUUGGCUUUUAUCAGACAUAAGUCAAUUAGAAAUAUCACAUCAGUAUUUUCUGACAGUGUUGACAGUACAGUUUUGAAGUAUAUUGAAGGAUUAUCACUUAACCUUAGCUAAAAACACAUUUAGAUGAAAUACUGUUUUCUGAACAACAGUAUGGACUCUUGCUGCUGACAUAAAAUGUUAUUGUUUGUUUGUUUUUCUUAACCAAUGAGUUUAGUACAUUCGGACUGAAGUACAAUAAUGUACCCAAAGUCAUUGAUUUAACAAUAGUUGUAUUCAUUGGUACACAUUGGCACACCUUGACAAAAAGGUAGUCAUUGUUGGUUGGUUUAACUAUACCUACUUGUUUUUUUAUACAUUAUCACAUCAUGAAAGACAGAUUUUGAUCUCUUUUCAUUUGACGGUUUUGUUCUGAUUUACAUAUUUCUUUCUAACUUUAUGGAUUGUCUUUUGGAGAUCUAUCUUCUUGGUGCUCGAUCACUCUGUGUUUAGUCUUCUUGUAUGGUUCUCUAUCAACCCUACACACACACACACACCAUUUCAAUGUCAACAGCACAUGACUGAUAUAAGGAGCUUAUAACUUGUGAGUUUCAUUAUACUACAUUUAUGCUAUGAAAUGUAUGACUAUGGAAGUUAAUAAGCAAUUCUUUCAUUAUAUUGUACUUUACUAAUGCACAAGUUUCAGUAUUUUCAUUCACAACGUGUUAUUUCCAACUGGGAUGUGGUGAUCAAUCAUAUUUGUUUCCUUUUUCAUUCUCAUUUAGUAUUGGACAUACUGUAUGCAGCAAUGUGCCUACCUUAAAAGUAAUUUAGUAUUGGACAUACUGUAUGCUGCAAUGUGCCUACCUUAAAGGUAAUUUAGUAUUGGACAUACUGUAUGCAGCAAUGUGCCUACCUUAAAGGUAAUUUAGUAUUGGACGUACUGUAUGCAGCAAUGUGCCUACCUUAAAGGUAAUUUAGUAUUUGACAUAAUGUAUGCAGCAAUGUGCCUUCCUUAAAGUGCAAUUCCAGUGCUUUUCAACCUAAUUUUCAUUAUCUCCAGCACAAUGCCAGUGUCUACAUAUGUGAAAACAGCGCAUUUCUACGUUUUGUAGAAAAAAAUAUAAAGUAAAAAAGUUCUACCCUAUGACACAUUUAAAAAGAAUGAUAUUCAAACACUAUGAGAUUUGCUGUGGUGUAGGGAACAAGAAAAUACCCUCUCUGGCUACGAAUUCAUUGCAGGUUUUGAAAAUCACAUAUUUUUUUACUUUUAAUCCUACCCUGAUAUAUCACAGAGCACCUUUCUUCUCAUCUUUCUUCUUUCACCUUUCUUCUUUUAAGCGCCUUUCCUCUCAUCUUUGUAAUCCUUAAGAGUAAAAAAAAAGAUAUAUCUAGCUUAAACCGAUGGAUUUUGACUCCAGGGAGUCUUUGUAACCACAUAUCAUAGAAACACACUGUUUUCACAUAUGUAGACACUGAUAUGGCACUGGAGAUAAUGAAUAAGGUUGAAAUGUGGUGGAAUUGCCCUUUAACAAACUGAUGUUUCUCUGCAAUAUUACAUGUGUUUAUUUCUUUGGCAGAUAUCAUCAGUUUUUCUUUUUUUAAGGAAUAUUUGCCAUCCAUUAUUGACACAAUGUCUGAGAACAGUUUGGUGUGUUUCAUAAAAAGAAUUAGAUGAAUUAGAGUUUGUUAAUUUGGUUGUGUAUUUGGUUGUAAAAGAAUUAAGCUAUUUUUGUAACUGCUAUCGUUAUCUCUGUAUUAUGCCAAAUCUGGUCAAUUCAACAUGUAGACUGAAAUAAACUCCCUAAAAUAUACUGUUA